CUGAGAGGAGCUCAAUACAGCACUAAAACUUCCAGUACUUCAGACAAUCUCCUUCUGCAUUUUACUGAAGCUUUACAAUGUUUUUCAGGACAUUGGUUAUCCCGCUGGUCUUUGGAUUAGUGUCUGUCUCCAUUGCUGCACCAAUACAAGUUUCAACAGACAAUGAUGAGACUGGAUCACAGUUGGACAUCAUGGUUGUUCAUUUUAAUGGAGCUCAGCAUACUCAUGUGAAAGAAGAUCCAGAAGGAACUACAGAUCGCCCUGAUUCAUCAGAGAAACAUACAGGUUCAAGUGACACAACAGAUAAACCAGAAGUCGAUGGCCCCGCUGACACAUCAUCAGAAACAAACAAUGAGAAAAGCAAGGAUGAAUCCACUGACAGACCAGACUCCAAAGACACAACAGAUGGAGAUGCGUCAGAGCUAAAGAAAGAUGAUUCAGAUGAAAACACAGCCAAACCAUCAACAGAAGACAGCACAGAUGAUGAACAUGAUGCAGAUUCAAAGGAUAAGUCAACAGAGACAGAUGAAGCGGAGGAUAAAGACUCAGAGGGAGAUAGUGAUGAAAAGAAAGACUCAGACGCAUCUGAUGAUACAAGCGAAAGCUCACCAGAAAAAAAGGAAGAUUCACAUGACACGGAUUCAGAUGAAACAGAUGAACAUAACGACUCUGAUGAUUCAGACAAAGCAGAUAAAGACAAAGAUGAAAAGAAAGAAGAUGAAGACUCCAGCAAAGACAGUGACUCGGAUACCGAUGAGGACAAAGACUCCUCUGAUGAUUCCUCUCAUGAAGAUUCAGACGCAAAAGACACUGAAAGCACAGAGAAGAAAGACAAGGACACAGAGACCGAUGAAGACACCUCUGAGAAAGACACAGACAGCACAGAAAAGAAAGACAAGGACGCCGAUGAAGACACCUCCGAGAAAGACUCACACAGCACAGAGAAGAAAGACAAGGAUGCUGAUGAAGACACAUCAGAGAAAGACUCAGAGAGCGAGCAAGACACAAAAGAAUCUUCUGACACAUCAGAUGACAAAGAGAGCGAUGAAGACAAACAGACGAAAGACGAGGAUAAGGACAGCGAGAAGAAGGACACCAAAGACAAGCAUGAGACAAGUGACCACAGCAAUAAGGAUGAGGAUAAAGAAGAUGAGUCCAAACCAGACGAGCAGGACAAGGAAGAUGGCGCUUCAAACGAGGAUUCUGUGAGCAGUCAGUCAGAUGAGGAGAAGACAGAAGACAAAUCUGAUGAUGACGACUCCAGUCUGGACUCGGACAGCAAAGACAAAGAGCACGAGAACAACAGCACAGAGUCCGCAGAAAGUGACGGCAGUGACAGCAAGACUGAUAAAGACAGCUCAGAAACAGGAGAAGAAGAUUCCCCAGACAGCGCAUCACUAGAGACAAAGGAAGACUCAACUGUUGAUUCUCAUGGUGAUCAGGGCGGUGACUCUGUAGCAUCUACUGAGUCAACAGCAAAUGAUGAUGAUGACACUGAUGAUAAAAAGGAUGCUCCAACUAAAGCAGACGGUCAUUUUAAUGGCACAACACAAGGGCCGAAUCAUGACUUGAGUACCCCCUUGCCAAGAUCCUUACCAUCAGGACAAUACAAAAGAGAUUGAACAGAAUUUUCCUAGAGAGACGUAAAAGAAUCAUCGGAGAAGGUCAAGAAAUAAAAUGUCACCCCAUUGAUGCCCCCUCUUUCUCUUUGUCAUGUGGUGAAGGUUCCAGGGUUUAAAUAUAUUUUACUGAAUGUGACAGAUUUAAGAUAGGCAGUAGUACUAACUCAAGAGUCAUGCACUGUAAAAAUAUACAGCAGUUUUGUCAAAUCAACAUAUAUUAACUUAAAAAAUUAAGUUAAACAGUUUCAACUUGAUUUUAUAAGUUAUGUCAACUUUUCACAAGCCAAAACUUAAAAUUGUAAGUUGAAUUGACUUGCAAAACCAAGUUGAUUUAACUUCACGCUGCGUUUUUUUUUUUACAGUGUGGACCUCUUUUGUUUUCCAUGCGGUGUCUUGACAACGAGAUACUUUUUGUUUAUCUGAAAGACUGCAGCUGCUACAAUGAAAAUGAUUUAUUUGAAAUGUCACACAAUGAUGUUUAACCCACCCAAAAAAUGAUUUAAGACUGUACAGACAAUUUAUAAUAGACUCUUGAAAGAAUACUAAUAAACUAGCAAUGUAAUAGCAGAGAUUGUUUUGAAAAACUGAAACUGAAAAAAAUGUUGUAUAGAUUUAAAGUGGUUUAACAUGUACACAGGGAGCAAACUAAUAAAGGGUUGUCAGGUAAUCCGCGACCAUGACUUUUGGGUUAUUUUUUGUGUAAAUUUAAACAUGUGUAAAAAAACGGCACAUGAAGUUUCUUAUUUUCAACUGUUUCAAUUGUUUCUCUUGAACAAUGAGAUUAAAUAGAGAUGAAUUGCA
Messenger RNA from Misgurnus anguillicaudatus (oriental weatherfish), 2423 nucleotides. It is a transcript of the gene stm, whose product is annotated as starmaker. NCBI's taxonomy places the organism in Eukaryota, Metazoa, Chordata, Actinopteri, Cypriniformes, Cobitidae. The record is from RefSeq and is a predicted model, not a curated record.